Linum trigynum is the source of this 6233-nucleotide messenger RNA. The record is from the annotation of a GenBank genome assembly. NCBI's taxonomy places the organism in Eukaryota, Viridiplantae, Streptophyta, Magnoliopsida, Malpighiales, Linaceae.
UUAGCAUCAUCCAUCCCUCUUCUACUAAACCCUAAUUAUAAUAAGUUUGUUUUUGGGAAGUCGGACACUUAACAUAUGUGGCCAAAGCAAUAGCCUCCAAUGCUCUCAACAAAAGAUGAAGGCUAAUCAUCUUCUUUCAACUUUAAUCAAAGCAUGGUCCAUGAUGUCCAUGUUAAAUUGGCGACCAAAAGGGUUUUUGUAAUGGAGGCAAUGAGAAGUUGUCAAAGUAAAGAGAAUGAGCUCAUGUCAUCAUUUUGUGUUUUAUAUAAGAAUGAAUGAGCUUGAAAAGAUGUAAUUAUGACUUUUGAUAGAGUGACUUUAAUUGAUUACAAUUAUAAUUAUAGCUACAACUAAUCUUCAUCAUGAUUUGAAUAGAUGUCUUUCUGAUUAGUUUAACACAGGAGCAUCAUUGAACUAUUCUAUAUACUGGGCGAAUCAAAAUACAUAUAUUGGACUUCGUACUAAUGGCACAAUUUAAAUAUGGCCAUUUUCAUCUCCGUCUUCUUCCAAUUUCUUGAGAUUAUAAUUAAAGAUGAUUGUGUCAAGUGGCUUUUGUGAGUUAGGAUGUUAGGUUCCAAUUCCAUUUCUUCGAGAGCAUCACCUAUCUGUGUCAUCUCUAAACGAUGACAGAAUUUAGGGUGAUCUAUAAAACUUUCGAUUUGAGUAAUGAAGUACCACCUCUUUUCAGUUUAGCAUGAAAUUGACAAUUUUUAUAAUUGUGUUAGCUAUAUUGGAUUUUAAAGGGGUAGAUUGCCUUGUUGGUGGAGAUAUAACUUUGUCUCUUUAAUAUAUUUAUGACGAACAAAGGACCAAAAAUAAAUUCCACAAUGAAAAGCAAUUUACUAAUAUGUUCUCACUUAAUUCCAUUAAACAAAAAUUAGGUGGCGCGAAAAUAACGUCCUUCUCAACUGAAAAACCGUCCACCUCCGCCCCCUAACUCCUCUUCCUUCCUUCUCCUCUUCCAAUCUUCCAUUCAAACUAAAUACAAUUCUCUCUCUCUCUCUCUCUCUCUCUCUCUCUCUCUCUCUCUCUCUCUCUCCAACCUAAUCGCUAAACCACCGUCAUCGCCGCCGGCCGCCGGCGUAUCCGCAAAAUCCUUUCCCCGCCCCUCCAAACGAAAAAACCACCGCCGACCCUGUUCGUCCUUCUCUUCUCACGGCGAGAUCUCGAAUCCUUUGCGUCUUCGCCAACGAUUGAAGCAAACCCGAACACGCCAGCGAUCAAAUUCACAAACUUUCCAAGCUUCCACCCAAUUCCCAGGUCUGAACUUCUUUCAAAUCUUCUUAUCAAUUUCCGUUUGAAGUUCUGUAUAAAUUCUUUAAAGUACUACGGCCUCGAUUACCUCGAUUAAUUUGAAUUCGAAUUCGAAUUCAAACUCAUGAGUUAACAAAUAGCAACUGAACAUUAAAAAAAUGUAACAGAAGCUGCGGUGAAUUUAGUGAAACCCUUCUAUCUGUCGGUCUCUGUUUUUCCUCUGUAACAGAGGCAGAGAGAUUUAAACAUUAAAAGUUCAUUAAUGGCGGGGGGUGAUUUCUUAAUUAAGCAGAAACCCAUUGUUAAUUCAUCGAUUUUCAUCCCUCCUAAUUAAAGAACUCUCAACAAUUUGUCCGUAUUUGAAUCACAGAGAGCUCUUAAUCAAAUAAAUUAAUCCCAUCUUUCAUGCUUCGAGGAAUCCAUUGUUGGGCUUUUGUUUAAAAAAUAGAAAUUGCAGUCACUGUGAGUUCAUGGGGAUGGACAAUGAUCUUUCCUCCACGUGGUCCAUCCACGUCUUGCUCAAGAACAAUGGCAUCUGCAGUCUCUGCAACUUCAAAUCUUGUCCAUAAUAUAUCAUUUCUGUGUUUCCCAAAUCAACAAAACAAACAAAAAACGCCACAUUAUAAUUUCGAUUCCAUCCCCCCUGCCUUAACUUUUUGGGCCGUUCUAAUGAUUAACUUUUUGGUUUUCUGGGUUUGAUUAAGGAGCUCGUAAUCUCAUCAAUAAUGGUGAUCUUUGUCAGUAUUUUGCUGCUGAAUUAUGGAGCAAAAUGUUUAUUUUCUAAGAAGCAUGGAGCAAAUUGUUUUUUAAAUUUGAUAGAAGGGGUGAUGGGACUUCAUAGUUGAAAAACUCCCAUGUAGGAGACAGAUAGUAACUGACUGAUAAAUAAUUUUUUGAUAAUGAACUGAAUGACAAAUAUUGAAGAUCAAAAUUUCUUGUCCAUUAAUAGCAUUUAUAGAAAGCUUUUUGCUUUCCAUUAAUUGUGGACUGGGGAGGAAGAGAAGAUUUUAUAAUAUGGGAAGGAACAAGUAAUUUCUCAUCUUUGUGUGAUUUCAAUUGAGUGUUUCAUUCGAGUUUACAGUUUACGUGAUUUUUUUAACUCGAGUUAUACAUUGUCAACUAUGCAACAAUGAGAACUCAAAGAAAUAAGUCCUUCCUUUCUAUCGUUGAAGACACCAGUGCUGUUUUCACGCUUGAUAGAUUCGAGAUUUACUCUAUUUUUCGUGACCAAAUGAAAAGACAAGAAACAUGGAAGAGCGAUUGAGCUAUAAGUAACAUGAAAACUUAUCUAUCAUUUAACCGAAUGGUUCGUGGAAUUCUUACGUGGUGCGGAAUUCGAGUUUACGUGACUUUUCGUAACCAAAAUGAGAGGGUAAAGAACAGGGAAGAGUGGGCAAUUCUGCUAUGUGUUGGUAGUAGAUUCAAGCUGGAGAAAUUGCCAGCCCAGCCAGCCAUGGAAUGCCCGUGAGAGAGUACAUUACAAAGUAUGUCAGGCAGGCAGAAAGAAAGGAAUAAAAACAGAGUAAUUGACAAAGGAAGAUGUAAAACAAAGUAAAAACAGAGUAAGAAAAAAAAAAAAAGUAAAAGGAGGAGAAAGAGAAAGGAAGGUCUCUUCCAUGUCCACUCUCUUUCCGUUCCGUCACUUAAUAUUAUCCUACGCACCAUCUCUUCUUCCCUUUUUUUCACUUUACCUUGACCAAAGUAGCAGAGCAUUUGUAGUGGUCGCUAGCUAGUUGUUAGUCACUUCUCUUCCUUCUUCCCCUUCCCCACCAUUUUCUUCUCGAGAGGGACCUUUCAUUCCAUUCCUGCUGGGCUAGCCAACAAAGGCCAGCGAUUUUGAUUGCUACCAGAACCGGAAAAAACAACCCCAAAGAAAGCUAAAGAAGAGUUUUUCGGUUAAUUUCCCACACGUUCUUCUUCCACUCCCCGCAUUUCUCUGCUUCAUCGCCCACAAACCAAAACUGCCUCUGCAUUGCCGCCAAUCGUUUCACUUCUCUGGUUUUCAUCGCUUGAUCGGGCGGUUUGUCGACGAAAUUUCGGGUACCCAAUUGGAGUUUUGAUCGUUUGCAGAUCUGGGUAUCUAUAAAGCUGCAAUCUUUUUUUCUGCUCUGCUUUUCAUUACCCCCUUUAAUGGCGAUGCUCCUCUUUCUUCUUUUUUGUUGAUGGGUAUCUCUCCUUCUGUUGCAGAUUUGCUUCCGGGAACUGAAAAAAAGGAGCUUUCUGAAGUUUGAUUCUUCUCUGUUCCAAUGCGGGAAGCUUGAAGAAAUUUCCCGAUCAAUGUGGGUUCUGAUUAAAGGGAAGUUGCUGUUGAAAUAAUAAUCGGAAUGGACGUUUACGAAUCGCGGAAGAGCGUAGCUCUGGAUUCGGCCAAACGGCUCCCAUUAGCUCCAGCAGAAAGGAACCGCAACGCGCCACCGCCGCCUCCUUCCGCCGCCGUCGCCACUCGCCGUCCGAGGAGAGAAGUUAACGCCAGGUACAAAUCACCGACCCCAUCGUCUCCUUCUGCCACCACCGCCGGCGCCGCGCGCCGGUUCCCAUCCCCAAAUGUCCCCGCCGCCAGAGUAAUCCCUUCAUCGUCUCCCAAGAGAGCCCAAUCCGCCGAGCGCCGGCGGCCAUCUCCCAACCCAAUUUCCCCCCGAACGGCGUCCACACCGGUCAAGGAUUCCGCCGUCGUCGAAGCUCUGGUGAUGCCUGGGAUUACUCGGAGGCUGAGUACAGGUGGUGGUGGGGCUCGGUUGCCGGAGAGUUUGUGGCCUUCCACGAUGAGAAGCCUCAGUGUGUCAUUUCAGUCUGAUAGCAUUUCAAUUCCGGUCAGCAAGAAGGAGAAGGAGAAGGAGAAAGAGAAGCCAACUGAUCGAACAUUGAAGCCAUCGUCCAAUGUAGCUUCUCCGAAACAUGUCGAACCGAGGAAGCAGCAGCAGCCUACGCCGCCGGAGAGGAAAAUGAGUCCUCUGAGAGGUAGGAAUUCUACUUCUUCAUCACAACAUGAUCAUCAAUCUGAGAAUGCUAGACCAGUAGCAGCAGCAGCAGUAGUAGAUCAUAGCUUCCGAGCGGCGAAGAUGAUUGAUCAGCAUAGAUGGCCAAGUAGGGUUAGUGGCAGAGCGAAUUCAAUGUCCAUGAACAAGAGUGUUGAUCUUAAUGAUAUCAAGUCAGUAAGAGCUUUAGCCACUCCUCAAGUUGUUUCAAUCGGGACCUCCACCCUCAAGAAGAUGCCUUCAUUAGGACUACCUGAUGAUGGUGGUGACAGGCCAUUGCAGAAAUCAGCUAGUGAUGCUGCGACUCGAAUGUACUCGCCCGAGAAUGAGAAAGAGAAGCCCGGGAUGAAGGCGUUCGAUGAGGUUCUGGAACGGUUGUCGAGAGCUGAGAAGUUGGUUUCAGCGAACUUGCCUGAUAGAAUGGCGUAUCUGCCAUCGGUGAGGACUCACUCGUCAUUGCCUAGCCCUAGAUCUUCGAGGCCAGCUUCACCAAGCAAGGGUCUGGGGAGUAGAGGUGGGAGUCCGUGUCGAACCAGACCAUCCACACCCCCUUCUUCAAGGGGAGUUAGUCCUUCUCGAGGGGCAGUUUCCAGCCCUUCAUCUUCAUCGUCAGCCUUUGGGUCAAAUUCGGUGUUAAGUUUCAUAACGGAUUACAAGAGGGGGAAGAGGAGUGCUAGCUACAUUGAAGAUGCACAUCAGUUGAGGCUGCUUCACAACCGGUUCUUGCAGUGGAGGUUUGCUAAUGCUCAACAAGAGGCUGCUCUUUAUGUUCAGAAAGUGAACACUGAGAGAAAUCUAUACGACGUAUGGAACACUACCAUAUCGCUGUGGGAUUCAGUAAUUAGUAAGAGAAUCGAUCUACAGCAGCAGAAGUUGGAGCUCAAGUUAAAUGCAAUUUUAAGCGAACAAAUGGCAUACCUAGAUGAUUGGGGAUUACUCGAGAGAGACCACGUCAGCUCUCUAACAGGAGCUGUCGACGAUUUGGAGGCGAGCACUCUUCGCCUUCCGGUGGCUGGAGGAGCAAAGGCGGAUAUAGAAUCCCUAAAGCUUGCUGUAUGCUCAGCCGUCGAUGUAAUGCAGGCAAUGGGAUCUUCCAUAUGUUACUUGCUCUCCAAGGCGGAAGCAAUGAAUCGAUUUGUAACAGAUCUUGCGAUCGUAGCAGCACGAGAGAAAUCAAUGCUUGCUGAAUGUGAAGCCCUAUUGGAAUCAACAGCAGCCAUGCAGAUAGAAGAGGGCAGCAUUAGAACGCAUUUGAUACAAAUGAGACAGGCUCUGGAAAACCAAGCAAUGUUGACUACAAGAAACCAUCAAUGGUGGUCCUGAUCAAAUAUCAACCCAUGAACAAACUUCAAUUACUAACCGACACUUUCCUCCACCACCAGGCAGAGAUGACAUCAAUCGAUGGUAUACUCCGGUCGCAUCUCAGUAAAAAUGUAAAUUGUUAUUAGUUUUUAUCACUUGUGAGUUGAAAUCAGGAGGGAGUUCUUUGCUCCAGUAUGUUUCUUCUUCUUUUCUCCAUACAACAGUGAGCUGUUUGUUGGCUCCUGUCUUUCUUUCUUCAAGUGUAAGCUCCUUUUGUUCUUGUACCACGCACAUGGAAGAUAGAGAAAUGAAAAAAAGAAAGGGAAAUGAAUCAAGAGGAUUCAGAAUCUCAAUCUCAUUGUAGCGACAGAUGAAAUGUAGUUGCAACUCGAUAUCUAGAUACAUCACACAAGUGUAAAUGCGUCAUGGUAGUGCAACUGUAUCUCUGCCAUAAACCAUAUCCUUCGAGUUAACGACAAAUCAUGAGCUUAAGCAAUGGAAUUAGAGCACCUGAAGAUAUCAACAAACAUCUAUGAAAUGGGUGCAUGUUUUUCAGCUGAUUCUCGCUACAUUGGUAUUGCUCCUAGAUUGACAAAAUUAAUCUAAAUUUUUGGGGAGUAUCAUGGAGUAUCAUGAAAGUAAAUGCAUUCGGGGGCAAUGCCAAAAGGAAAGAGAUGAACGCUAUAAAUGUGAAUAAAAAUG